GCCCCUCCCCGGCUGGGCCGAGGUCGGUGCCGGGUAGGCUGAGGGUCGGUGCCGCCAUCGCCAUGGGCACCCGCGACGACGAGUACGACUAUCUGUUCAAAGUUGUGUUGAUUGGAGACUCUGGAGUUGGGAAAAGUAAUCUUCUGUCACGUUUCACACGCAAUGAGUUCAAUCUGGAAAGUAAAAGCACCAUUGGUGUGGAAUUUGCCACCAGGAGCAUCCAGGUAGAUGGGAAGACGAUAAAAGCCCAGAUCUGGGAUACUGCAGGCCAGGAACGAUACCGCGCCAUUACCUCAGCAUAUUACCGUGGUGCUGUUGGGGCUCUGCUCGUCUAUGACAUUGCCAAACACCUCACCUACGAGAACGUGGAGCGCUGGCUGAAGGAGCUGCGGGACCAUGCCGACAACAACAUCGUCAUCAUGCUGGUGGGCAACAAGAGCGACCUGCGCCACCUCCGGGCCGUGCCCACCGAUGAGGCCAGGGCCUUUGCAGAAAAAAAUAACUUAUCUUUUAUUGAAACAUCUGCUCUGGAUUCAACAAAUGUAGAAGAAGCCUUCAAGAACAUCCUUACAGAAAUCUACCGCAUCGUGUCCCAGAAGCAAAUCGCCGACCGGUCUGCGCACGAUGAGUCUCCGGGCAACAACGUCGUUGACAUCAGCGUCCCACCAACCACCGACGGACAGAAAUCCAACAAACUCCAGUGCUGUCAGAACCUGUGACCUUCUUUAGAUGACUCUUGUGCCCUCCACUUUGUCUGUGCUUCAUUUAGAAACUUGUGUGCACUUCCUAUCUCCUGUGAUUCAGUGACUCCCUCCUCCCUCCUUUUCUCUAUUCCCAAAUCUUCCCCCUCAAUUAGGGCUUUAAUUGUAGGGCUAACAUUCCCCUGCCUUUGAAACCCCUUCCAUGUGGUGACUUCUGGGCUUGAAAUGUAGUCACUGAUCUGAUAGACAUGUUUGUGUUGGAGCAUCUGCUGCUGGAUAUUAUCCCAUGAAACACUUAUCAAAUAGGCUUGUUUUGGUUUUGCUAGGUUUUUUUUAGUUUGGUUUUGUUGCUGUUGUUGUUGUGGUUGUUUUCUGGGAGGGGAACAGUGGGACUUGACUCUACCAGUUGAAGAAAUAACUACACUUAGGUGACAAGGCUUUUUCCUCCCAUAGUCAGAUAUCUCUUUUUCUUGUGUUUCUGUAAACAUGGGGGAGAAAUUAAACUAACUAUCCUGCCAAAUGCUCUGUUUUCUGUCCUGAUGAAAUCUCACAGUGAGGAUUUUAGCGGUUGCACACACAUAAGGAAAUAACUGUUGAAAAUAACAUUACUUAUUCUGUAAUUACCCCUUAUACUGCUAGUCUAGCUGUGUAGCUUACUGUUUCCUGCUUGGAAAAUCUUUCUCUAUUCUUAUUUUAUUUGGGAACAAUGAAAUAUGUCUGCACCAUUUUCUUUGCCACCAUUGAAUGCCUGUGCAGGCUUUAUGGAAUGGCGUAAUAUCAGUUAACAUUAUUGUACAGUAAGUGCCAGCGUAUUGAUUUCAGAAACCUUUUGCAGCCUGUACAAGUAGGCUUCUUUUGUACUGUAGGUCAGUGUCUGAAAGCAGGAUCUGCUCUAGUUCCAGGGUUGUUUUUUUUUUGCAUGCUGCUUUUUCUUUAGCUCUCUCCUGCCCCUGUCUGAGUGAGUGAGGCAAUAUUUUCACGUCGCAUAUAUACCUGCACUUGUAAGGGUUUUGGUUGUUGUAGAGAAACACAAUACUUUAUACGUUUUGUAAAAUUUCUGCAGAUCCAUAGUAUUUGGAACUUUCUCUUCAUGAUCUUUCACUAUUGACCUGUACUAAAAUCGAUAACAUUAGGAUUUCACAUAAAAACUACUAACCUAUUGUUUUCUUCUUACUGUUUUACUGAACUGCAGACUGUAAUCCUUAAACGAUUGUACUUCACUGAUGUAACAGAUUUGUCAUCAGCAGGCUACUACUCUAACUCUUCGUUGUGCUGAAUGGGAAGAAUGUUACCACAACUUUGUGUAGUCAGUCUCUUGCUUGCUUGUUGAAAUCUCUGAUGGCUUUUCCUCACUCACUAGCUCUUGCACACUUGUAUCCCCUCUGGUAUCCGCUGAAUGUUCUGGUGGGAAAUACUGGGUGAAACGAUCUAAAGGAAGAGCUGGAGGCCAUCUGCUGCUCCGUGAAGGCUUUGUGGGGCGAUUUGCAGUGAGUUUUUGCUCUCUAUUCUGAGCCUGUACCUCACUGGAUGAAUGCCAGCUGCAUUAUUAGUGAGUUGAUUUUUCUUUAGUGAAACAAAGCAAAUAUGAAACUGUGAAUUGUGCUUGAAGAGGAAAUCUGACAUUCCAGUCUCAACUGUUCUGUCUGGUUAUGUAAUAAAAUUAAGGGCAGUUAA
Messenger RNA from Cinclus cinclus, 2375 nucleotides. It is a transcript of the gene RAB11B, whose product is annotated as RAB11B, member RAS oncogene family. The transcript is spliced from 5 exons. The record is from RefSeq and is a predicted model, not a curated record. Gene Ontology annotation, molecular function: GTP binding; GTPase activity. Gene Ontology annotation, biological process: regulated exocytosis; constitutive secretory pathway. Bases 63 to 719 code for a protein of 218 amino acids. Gene Ontology annotation, cellular component: recycling endosome. Lineage: Eukaryota; Metazoa; Chordata; Aves; Passeriformes; Cinclidae.